AUGACACUGGAAUCCCUGGGAAACAACAGCAGCAGCAUUCCCUCUACCUUCCUGCUGAGUGGCAUUCCGGGUCUGGAGCACAUUCCCUUCUGGAUCUCCAUCCUACUGUGUGUCACGUACCUGGUUUCCAUCCUGGGCAACUGCAUGAUUCUUUUCAUCAUUAAAACAGAGCCCUUGCUCCAUGAGCCUAUGUACCUCUUCCUCUGCAUGCUGGCUCUGACUGACCUGGGUCUGUCCCUGUGCACCCUCCCUACGGUGCUGGCUAUCUUUUGGGUUGGAGCACAAGAGAUUCGACAUGAUGCCUGUUUUGCCCAGCUCUUUUUCAUUCACUGCUUAUCCUUCCUGGAGUCUUCUGUGCUACUGUCCAUGGCCUUUGACCGCUUUGUGGCCAUUUGCCGCCCCUUGCACUAUGCUUCCAUCCUAAGCAACACAGUCAUUGGCAGGAUUGGCCUGGCAUCCUUGGGCCGCAGUGUAGCACUCAUUUUCCCAUUGCCUUUUAUGCUCAAGAGAUUCCCCUACUGUGGUUCCACUGUCCUCUCACAUCCCUACUGUCUCCAUCAAGAAGUGAUGAAAUUGGCCUGUGCUGACAUCAAGGCCAACAAUAUCUAUGGCAUGUUUGUCAUUGUUUCCACUGUGGGUAUAGACUCUCUGCUCAUCCUCUUCUCCUAUGCCCUGAUUCUGCACACUGUACUGUCCAUCGCCUCCAGGUCUGAGAGAUUCAAGGCUCUUAACACUUGUGUCUCCCACAUCUGUGCUGUGCUUUUCUUCUACACUCCCAUGAUUGGCUUGUCCAUCAUCCACCGCUUUGGGAAGCAGGCACCCCAUCUGGUCCAGGUGGUCAUGGGCUUCGUGUAUCUUCUCUUCCCUCCCCUGAUGAACCCCAUUGUCUACAGUGUGAAGACCAAGCAGAUCCGAGAUCGGGUGACCCGAGCCUUUUGUUACUAG
Messenger RNA from Choloepus didactylus (southern two-toed sloth), 945 nucleotides. Its product is annotated as olfactory receptor 51G2. Gene Ontology annotation, molecular function: olfactory receptor activity; G protein-coupled receptor activity. Lineage: Eukaryota; Metazoa; Chordata; Mammalia; Pilosa; Megalonychidae. The transcript has a single exon. Gene Ontology annotation, cellular component: membrane. The record is from RefSeq and is a predicted model, not a curated record. The coding region runs from base 1 to 945 and encodes 314 amino acids. Gene Ontology annotation, biological process: G protein-coupled receptor signaling pathway.